UGAGGCCGGUGAGAGAGCUGUAAGCUUCUGCAGCGCUGCGGAAGCAGCAGAAAUACCCCGAUUCCAAGCGGCCAGCACUGGAAAGGAAGGGCCCGGGGAAGAGGGCCUGUAUUGCCGAAAAAAGUUAUGAAAAUUAUCAAAAAUGAAUAAGGAUAAUUCCAGUUCCAGUGAUUCUGAUGAAGAAUCUAAAAAGUCAAAAUCUGACAAAUCAUCCAUCCCUUUUAUAGAAGCUCAAGCAGAGUUUAUUGCUGCCGUCGUACCUACAGUUAAUAUUCAGGAUGAACGUACCAUUGACAUAACCACAUGUCCCGCAUUUAAAUGUCUAGAUGAGUUAUUUGCUGCUGGAAAAAUACCUGGGACCAGAAUGGCUGAGUUGAAAGCAAAGUAUACUUUGCUGCAUGAGCUCCUGAUAAGCAGCCAAGAGUCUGAGCUCCAACUACUGCAGGAUGCCAAAAAAUUUACCGUGGAUAUAGAACAACUACAGCAACGCCUGGAGAUUGUUCAGACAUUUCCAGUUGGAAAGGGCUCUGAGGUCUCCAAGAUGAGAGAACAACUUCUAAAGUACCAAAAUGAAUAUAAUGCAGCAAAAGAAAGAGAAUUCCAGACACAGUAUCGGCUGGAUAGCUUAAAAGAAGAAAAAAUGAUUGUGCAAAGGGAAUUUGAGAAGAUACCUAAACCUGGAGAAAUGGAGAAGAAGUUGAAACAAUUGAAAGAAAGCAGUGAAGAGUUACGUAAAGAAGUAAUGCAAAAGAAACUAGAAAUUAAAAACUUAAAAGAAGAUCUGCAGUACAAGCAAAAACAGUCACUAAAGGACCAAAAAGAACUAGAUGAUUUAUUAGAAGAAGAAGAUAAUUUAAAGGAUGAAGUGGUCCGCCAUCAAAACAUCCCUUUGCAACUUGGAAAAGAAAUAGACAAAAUAGUCCGAAAACUACUAGAUACCGAGAAGAAAAGAGCAGUGUUGGUAGAUCAAGUAAAUGAGAUAAGUGAAAUUCUCAAGAACUCAGAACACAAAGUUAAUAGUUUAUUGACAGAGAAGGAGGAGGUGUUAAAGGAAGUAGAAGGGAAGAGAGCCCUACUUGAAAUCAAAGAAAGAGAAUUCAACCAACUGACAAAAUUAUUGGACUUAACCAAAGAAAAUGAAGCCAGUUUAAUGACUGAAAGAGGGAUAGCGGAGCUCAACUUGCGUAACUGCCUCAUUGACAAGCAUAAUUUCCAUGAUGAGGUCACUCGUAAGCAGAGAGAGAAAGAUCGAGACAUCAGAAAUUUAAAAAAGAUGGAGUUGCUCUUGAAAGUAAGCAUGGAUUCACUGGCUCAAAUUCAAGCACUGCAUCAGCGACUCACAUUAGAGAUGGAUAGCAUACCUAAAGAUGAAUCGUUGAUUAUGGAAAAGAGGAAAGACCUCCAAAAAGAGGUUGAAUUAGCUAAAAGGAAUUUGGCCCAGCAGAAAGUUGUAACAGAUGUGGAAGCCCGAUUAUUAGAACAAUACAUUGCAGAAGAAAGCAAGCUUUUUAAGGAGCAGGAAUUCUUCAGAGCACAAUUAGGAAAUCUUACCCGUCUACAACAAAUCAAAAUAGAGGAGAGAGAAAAGAAAGCCAAAGAUUACAUAAAAGCUCAGCAAAAAAUUACCAGCAUCAUUAAAGAAAUCAAAUCCAAGGAUGUUGAACUCAGGAUAUAUAAGAAGAAAAAACGUGAACUUCAUCGAAGGUAAAAGAAUCUCAUGAACUUAAAUCAUAACAGUGACAUCAUUUUAAAGACUGUGAGAAUGACAAAAUUACAAAAUUCUCUGCUGAAACGGUGCAACAACCUUACAAUCAAAGAGAGCUUGGAAAAUGAUGUGUGCAAAGUUAUAAAGAUACUUCAAGAAAGGAGAGAGAAAAGAGAAGAACAAUUAAACAAUAUUGACAGACUUGCCAAUGUGGUCACAUCCAUUGAGGAAGAGAUGGUACAGCUCCGGAAAAAAUAUGAGAAAGCUGUUCAGAGCCGAAAUGAGAGUGGCGUUAUACUGAUUGAACGGGAGGAAGAGGUAUGCAUUUUCUAUGAGAAGAUAAACAUUCAAGACAUGAUGAAGAGAAAUGGAGAUAUUGAGUUACAUAUAUUAGAAGAAAAACUCAGAUUUCUGAAGCUGAAAAUUGCUGAGAGGCAAAGAAAGAUUUAUGUGUACCGGAAAAUGUUGCCACUGAAGAGAACUUUGGAUAUGGAAAUAGCAGUCCUGCAGAUUCAGUUCUCACAAUGUACAGACAGAAUAAACUUGUUGGAGAAAAAAUUUGUAGAUCCUACUGGAGAUAGAGCUCGCCUCCUGAAUGGAAAAGAUCUGACUCCAAAGGAAAUGCUCUCCAAGAUAGAUAAGCUGGAAUUCCAUCUGGCUGAGAAAGAGGAGAAGUUACUGGAGAAGGAGUUCCUCUUUGAACAGGUGGCCCGACUUACAGACAGACUCCGCACUAGAACGGAGACCUGCAAGCAGGAUACGCUUCUCUUGGCCAAAAAGAUGAAUGAGUAUCAGAAGAAGAUAAAAGAUUGUACCCACAAAAUGAUGGCUCUUGUGGCAGAGCUGUCCAUGCAGCAAGCACUCUCUCUUGAACUACAAAAAGAAAUGAGGGACAAACAAGAGUUCCUAACAAGUUGCAUUGAAAGGAUAGAACAAGGGCUGCCACUCAGUAAAGAAAUUGAGGAAGACUGGCUGAAGGUGCUGCGAGAUGAAGACAUGCAUCAUUUAGCUGUAGCAGAAAGGGCAAUGCUUCAAUUGGAAGAGAAACACAACUUGAUGGCUUCUGGAGUUUACACAACAGCCAUUCAGCGCCCAAAUGCCUACAUCCCAGAUGCAGAAGCCACACUGCCUUUACCCCGUCCUUAUGGCAGAGCACCUCCCUUCAAGCCAACUGAGCCUGGUUCCAGUAUGAGACACAUAAAAAAGCCUACUAUAAAACCAAUUGAAAUUUGAAUAGGUAAAACAGAAAAGAGCCCAAGGUCAAAUUUUCCCAUGCCUUCAAACGGGCUUGCAUUAAACUUACAGCUGGGAAACUAUGAGCAAAACAAAAUCAACAGGGCUUUCACAAUAUUCAACAAAUAGGAACAGGUACACACCAAUUCACUUACUUUAGGCCCUCCUGAGGAAGGCUAUUACUAUCAAAAACCACAGAUAUAUUUCAUUUAUCAUUUUUAUAGAAUUUAGAAUUGUAGCUAACAUUUUGGCAAAGUAUUUUGAUCAUUUAGUUAUUUUCCAGUUGUAUGCUGACCACUGUUCAGGUUAAGUUUCUCUUCAAACCUGAUCCUACAGCUAGUUCAGAAUUUUCUAAAAAGAAAAUCAAAUUCAACCCAGGGUGGUAUAUUUUUUAAAAUUAAAAAAUAUAAAUUAAUUCAAUGGUACUAUACUUGUUCUUUGGGGAAAUGUGUAUCAGUAUAUUUAGUGAGGAGGAAAAAGUAAACAUUUGUAUUUUAAACAAUGUAUAGGUGUAUUUCACUUGUAAAAUAGUUUAUUCAUAAGACUUGAUAGAUAAAUACUAUUUAGGUUAAUUUAAUCUUUUUAAAUUUACUAGGAAAGUAUGUAAAGGAAUAUUAUAAUAAAUCCCUUGGCAAAGUCAAGAAUCUUUUUACAACAAAAAAAUAAUUUCUGAAAUGUAUCUGUCUUGUAAAUCCAGAUUUGUCAUAUCUGAAAGAUUUUUUGUUUUCUUUUUAAAUAAAGUACUUCUCUCCCUCUUUUUGGUUCCUGUACAAAAAACAAAACAAAACAAAACAAAAACCAAAUGGUUAUUUUGACAACCCUUCCAAAGUUCUUGUACCAGAUGCUUUCACGAUUUUAAUAAAUUCAAUUCAAUGGAUGUUUAUAAAGUGAUUACUAUAUACAAAGUCCUGUGUAUCGGGAUCCAAGGAAGAUGCAAGAUAAAAUAGGUAGUAGCAGUGAUGAGGUCAGGGUAGCAGUUUCUAGUUUGAAAUAAACAUGUGAUACAUUCCCAAUGGCCAUUCUCUUUCCCAAAAGGCAGAUUUAUUUAGGAGAAAUUACAGACAAAAUAAGAGAGAAAAUAGGCACCAGGGAUGGUAAAUAUGAAGUACAGUUGGGGAAGCAAUAAUGCUUCCCCAUCAAGGGAAAGAGUUUGGAAGAAUCCAAUAAAGGAAAUGAGGUGAGGAUAUGCCAUUUAUCGGCAGCUUAGAUCCACAGAGGAGUUUAGCAGGCUAACCAAAGUAGCUGGCUCAAGGAGAAAGCCGCCAUUAAAGGGAGGACAUUAUGAGGAAGGAGAGAGAGUAUCUCAUAGAGGGCUUAGCCCUGAAAAGGACUUAGCAAAGAUCUUCAUCAUGGACACAUCUUUGAUAGGGAAAGUACAACUCUGGGUAUUUCUCAGGGGAGGAAGGGAAGUACCAGGAAAGAAUUGGGUAGCUCAGGAGGCAAUCAAGGAGGAGCCAGAUGGAAUACUUGGCAGAUCAGGUCUUAGACCUGUCUAAAGAUUUCCUAAUCAAUGUCUCAAAGUUUGUUUACAGAGACCCAGAGGUCUGAGGGAUAGACAGAGGAGGCUGAUAAAAAGUUCCAGUCCUAUAAAACACUUUUAAACAGGAUGUCGUGGGACUUUUUCCCUGAUUAGAUAUUUCUGACAAGAGAAGAGUAAGCUCAAAAGUCUACAUCAGCAGAAAUCUUCUGCUAGAAGUUCUCCUCUGUUAAAGGAAAUUAGAUAUAUACAUAUAUAAAACUAUAAUACAAAAGAGAAUGUAACAAAUGUACAACAUUGAUCCAGUCAUAUUAAUGUUCAGAAAAGGGCAAGAUCUUUUCCAGCUCAUGAAUCAUAAUGACAUAUGACAUUAUGAUGCCAUAAUGACAACUGAAAAGGAUCUCGGAGAUUAUCUAUUCCAAGUACCUCAUUUUAUACACCAGGGAUGUUUUCCUGGGAGGGAAGCAAGUAGGAUGAGAACAUUCCAUGAUUAUCCAAUAUAGAGCCAACACAUGGCAGUGAUUAGGGCAAUCACUGAUCCUGAGGGAAUACUCUCAUCCAAAAACAAAAAUUAAGCAGAGUACAAAUUAGGAUAUAAGUGAGAAUGUAAAUGAGAGAUUGGGCCAGGGCAGAACUCAAGAGUUUCUUGAGAACUCGAGGUCCAAUGAACUAAGACAGAUAUAGGAAAGUAAACUGGAAUGGAAGCUUUGAGCCAUAAGGUUAUACACAGAAAUCAGGAAAGAGAGAGAAGAAUAAAGAUGGUAGUUUAGCAGGAAGUAGAGCCAAAUUAUCCCACACAACUCUUCUACAAAGAACUAGAAGAUAAAGUCCUAUUAAGAAAACCCAGUAAAACGCCACAGUGAAUAAUUCUCACCAGAUUGACCUCAGAAGAUGGGCAAAUCCAUAGGCACUGAGAAUAGCGUUUAGCUAGGAACAGUUUUACACAAAACAAUACAGUGCAGAGAGCUGAGGGUUUGCAUCAGAAUAAGAAGAGAUCCCACAUCCAUGCAGAAGGAUCUGGAUCCACACAGCCUUAAGCUGAAGGAACAGGUAGACACCAUCUGGCAAGCUCUGCUGCUCAUCACUCAGUUUCUGGUCAUGGAUGCAGGACAUGUACCUUAGGUAGUGUACUGAAUAAGGAGCAAGUUCAGAAGCAGGUUCAGAAUCCAGGUGCAAAUCGGAGUAGGAGUCUAGUUCCAACCCACAACCUGAAAUCUUGCAAGAAAAUAACCGGAGCAGGAAUCCAAGAUCAUUUGGAGAGUACUCAAAGCUUAGAGCACCCUAUCCUGAUCUGUCUCUUGAGAUCAUGGAAUGAUAACAAUAUUUCCAAAAAACUAGCAGGAAUCAAGUGCAUACAAGCUCAUUAAGACAUUUUUCUCAGAAGUAAACAGAGCCUGGACUUUACAUAAAGCUGCAAGAAUGAACAGUCAAAAGAAAAAUCUUUCCAUAGAGUCUUUAUAAGAGGGAUACUUUAUAAUAGGGAUACUAAAAACACAAACCCAAAAGUAAAUAACUUCAAAACAUCUAUAAGUCCCAAAGAAAAACAGGUUGUACAAAGUUUAGAAUUCCUAAAAGAGAUACAGUAAGAGAUGUUUUUAUAAAUUUAAAAACUAUUUUAUAAAAUAUGAGUCCUUGAGGGAAAAAUGGAGGGAGGAAAUGAUAAUAGUAGUAGAAGAAUUGGAACUAGAAUUACAACUUGAAAUAAUAGAUACCAAAAAAUAGAUACCAAAACUUAAACUCCUCAAGUAUUAGAAUAGACCAAGUUAAAAUUAAUUACUCCAUAAAGCAAGAUAUAAAAACAAAGUUCAAAGACAGAAAAAAUGGAAAAAAUUAAGGUACAUCACAGCCAAAACAACUAAGUUGGAAAUCAAAUCAAUGAGAGAAUAAAGAUUUAAGGAUCAUUAGACUACCUGAUAUCUUCUAAAUCUAUGAUCUAAAAAAAAAAAAAGGCCUACACUCUUUAAAAAAAAAAAAA
Sarcophilus harrisii (Tasmanian devil) is the source of this 6390-nucleotide messenger RNA. It is a transcript of the gene CCDC146, whose product is annotated as coiled-coil domain containing 146. Lineage: Eukaryota; Metazoa; Chordata; Mammalia; Dasyuromorphia; Dasyuridae. The record is from RefSeq and is a predicted model, not a curated record. The transcript is spliced from 19 exons. Gene Ontology annotation, cellular component: cytoskeleton.